AGUUUUAAAAGUGACUAAAUCUCAUGUAGGCAGGUAUCAAACUUUGCUGUGGAGUACUAGGCACGGUGAUUUGAGCUAUCAGAUUGUCCAGGGCAGUAGGCGCACUUGAUUUACGCACAGCUCUCCGUGUCGGCCGGGUAGGCGGAGUUUGUACCUUCAGUUCAGACAAAUGAAAUGGUUCAAAAUGGGAACACUGUCUUUUCGGCACACAGGGUUUCUGAAUCAAGUGCACGUAAAGGCAAAAGCGCAAAGUCGAAUGUAAAAAAAAUCUAGUAAUAAAGGAGCUCAAGCCUUUAUCGUCGGCUUUUCUACAGAAAUGUUUGGUGAUCGACUGGGAAUACCUAGAUGAUCGAUCGACCGGUUGGUGACCCCUAAUACAGGUUAUUGAUAUUGAGAUUCGCCCACACAUCAAACAGAACUACGCCCAUGAGGAAAUAACACGCAUGUUUAACAGGUUCCCUAUUAGACUAGUUUAAAAAGUUCGUUUUUAUUUGAUCUCAACCACAUCUAAACAUGAAUUAACAAUGCAAUUAUGAUCUCAUAGCUGUAAACAUUGGGGGUAAAAAAGAAGCUAGAGCGCUGUGAAGUUGCAGAGCAAGCAAAAGGCAGAUGAAAGACAGUCUUGAGCGAUGAAUAAUUAAUGAUAUGCUAAUGAGUUGGUCGCGUAAACUCAGUCAGGGCUGAGAAAUGAAGUAGAAGUUAGUACGCGGUCAGUCGGCCAGGGGGUCUUUACGCGCUCCUUUAGUUUAUGCUAUUUUUUGUGGACACUUCAACAUCGCAAUGUCUCCAUUGGUGUCCCCUCGGUUUUUCUCUGCGAUGGAGGUAGCCCGUCAUUGCACAAAAUACUCAUGUUGGGUAUUAUUGGGGAAGAAGGUUUAUGAUGUGACGGGAUUCCUUCGAAUUCACCCGGGUGGAGAGGCUCUGAUAUUACACAGGUCAGGGGGUGAUAUCAGCCUGGAGAUGGAGGGACCCCCGCACCGCCAUUCCGAGAACGCACGGCGCUGGAUGGAACAGUACUACAUCGGAGAGCUGGACACAGACAGUAACGCCGAUGAAACACAGACAGUGAGGGAGAGGAGGAAGGAGCACACCGUGGACGAGGAGCCUUCACCCCUCAGCAAAUGCAGUCAAGUCGACCUGGACACGGACCUGGUGGACUGGCGGAAGCCCCUGGCCUGGCAGGUGGGCCACCUUGGAGAGAAAUAUGACACCUGGGUGCACCAGCCUGUGGACCGGCCCAUUCGCCUGUUCGGGAACGAGUUUCUAGAGGCCAGCACUAAAACGUCCUGGUACAUGGUCCCUGCUGUGUGGAUGCCACUGGUGUUCUAUCUCAGCUGGUACUGCUACACCACCUUGGCACUGGAGACAACCAGACUGUUCGCCAGCACAGACUACUCCGUCUUGGUGCACAAGUACAGCUUUCCCCUCAUCUUCAUAAUGGGCAUGGUCAUGUGGACCUUCAUCGAAUAUUGCAUCCAUCGCUUCGUCUUCCACAUGCGCCCGCCCGCCCACAACUAUUACCUCAUCACAAUUCACUUCCUGCUGCACGGACAGCAUCAUAAGUCACCCUAUGAUGGCUCCCGCCUGGUCUUUCCUCCUGGCCUGGCCUCAGUGGUAGUAGGCAGCCUCUACCUGCUGCUAACCAAGUCCUUCCCUGAGACCCUGGGGGUGUCCCUGUUUGUGGGGGGGCUGUUUGGGUACGUGGUGUACGACAUGAUCCACUACUACCUUCACUACGGCUCCCCUCAGAGAAACACCUACCUGUACAGCCUCAAGGCAUACCACGUCAAGCACCACUUUGAGCACCAAAGAGCAGGGUUUGGAAUCAGCACCACAUUGUGGGACCAUCCGUUCAACACGGUGAUCCCCGAACAAACCUUUUAGAAGACCCAACUUAAUCUACUCUCCAGAGAGGGGCGACCUUCCCCCAUACCUCUUACACCUGACAACUUACCCCUUCAAUGACCCCACCCUGUGACUCCAGCAUGUCCCUCUAAACUACCACAAACCAGUCUGUCUGUCUGGCUCACUGCUUCGCUGCUACAGCGCUACUCUCCUCUCCUCUCCGAACAAAACAAAACACACUUCAUGUUCCACCUGCUAAUCAAAGCAGGAAGGUAUCUUUUCAGAACUGGGGGUGGGGGGUGGAGGGUCCGUAACGGGGAACAUGUUUAUAUUUCCUAAUUGUUUAUAAUGGACAAAAGGAUACAAUUAAGAUUGUAUAUGACUAUGAUGCAGUAAGGAUGAACUUACAUGCAGUCCCAGGUUCUAACGGUCAACAUCCCACCAGAGACCGUAGAGAGAGAGAUUGGAAAGUGAGAGAAGGAGUGUGCAUGUGGAAAGAGAGGAGAAUGAGUGAUGGUUAGGAGGGUGAAAAGUGAAAGAGAUUACACUUGUCCUUAUAGAAGCUGUCCAAGUUUAUACAUUUACAUAUACCUUUAAGAAAACUCAGGAAAGUCCCUUCUCUAUCCCUGGAGUGUUGAUGCUGCAGAAUGCCCUCCUCUAUUCUAAAGGUCAAGCGUUACUAAUGCUCUUCCCACAGAAAAACGCUUUUGACAGCAUGUGCUCACCGAAUCCAAAGAUGGUUCAUCUGUAGUGUCUUGCCUUCACUGGGACAUUUCCAUUAAAAAAUCUGUGGGAAGGUAUGAAGGGAGCUGAUUUACUCUUUCACUAUGUUCAUAUUAAUGUAUAUUUCAACAUAAUGUCUAUUUGUAUUAAUUCAUGGUAUGACUAAAUACAUAGAAAUAUGUGUGCAAACAAAGAGAUACUGUAUCUUUCCCAUUCCAUCUCUCUCAUAUACACUGGUUUGUUGUUGACAUGUCAAAUGAAGCUUCAGAAUGAGUUGAUGUUUUACUAGGUGGAGAGAGAUGGAGUCGGAUGUAUACAUCCUGAGUUUUGUGUGGAUGGAUGUAUUGAAGAGUGGCUGGAUACGUGGUGUUAUGGAUACAGAACGCUGAGGGCAUGAGACCGGUCUAUCAGGUCUCCUGCUGUAGGGAGCAGCACGUGGCUAAUGUGAUAAGGUAAAGGAUGGGGCCGAUUUAUAUUAGGACCUCACUAUAGGUGCCCGUUCACCUCCCUGCAUGUAGGGUGACGAUCUAGCAUCAGACUGAAGUGUAGGAGACCCUUGGUUCAGUUACUGGUUGAUCCUCAGCUGUUCUGACUAGUUGUUUUCAAUCCUGAUGUUUCUAUCUUCUGCAUUCCAUGUGUUUUUGUUCAUUCCCUUCUUGAUUUUCUUUACUGUUUUAAUUAACCCUUGGGUGAAGCCACUACAGAUAAACCCAAAUACUCCUACUGUUCCUCAGGAGACCAUGGAAACAGACAGGGGACUGGGGCCUCACAAAGCCCAUGUGAUUUGAACCAUUAGUUAGGUCAUGUUAGUGAUACUAUAUUGCUACAGUAAGGAAGGCUUCCGGGGGCCACAGUCUCCUAUCACCUUGAUGGGGGUGAUUUAUAAGACGAGAGUAAUUCUUCAUUGCAAAAACAUUGUGUGUAAUCCAGCAUGUACUUAACUGUAUAAAAAUUGCAGUGGGAGUGGUCUGUUUGGAACUCAGGUCAGGGUCAGGGGUCGGGGUUGGGUUGUGUUCACACUGUAUUCAGACAGAGAGCGGUCAGCAGAGGAUCAGUAAAAUAUCCAGAUUAGCAUCAAGGACUCACAUUACAGUACUGAGAUGAUGCAUGUUCAAACCAAUAUUUGUACUCAUGCUUAUGAUGACUUUUGUAUGAUGAACUUUUCACAUGACUUGAUAAAGAACCAACAAUUGUUGUGAUGUUGAUAAUGAUAAUAAUGCUGAAAAUAAGGAUGAUGUUGAUAAUGAUAAUAAUGAUGAUGUUGAUGCCCCCUCUUCCCUGCCCUCCCCUCAAGCUUAUGGUUGGGUUAAAGUAAUAAUACAUAUAUAUAUUUAUAAACAACUUGUAAACUUUAAUACUGUCAAGUGGAAAUAUCUCUGCUAAAUGAUGCAUUUAAAUAAUUUUCCAAAUCUGUUUACCAUAAUACAUAUUUUAACUUUGUCUAUGCAAAUGCAGAUAUAUCUGUAAAUAAAUGCCUGUAUAUUUCUGAUGAUCA
Molecule: messenger RNA, 4063 nt
Organism: Salvelinus fontinalis (brook trout)
Lineage: Eukaryota; Metazoa; Chordata; Actinopteri; Salmoniformes; Salmonidae
Product: fatty acid 2-hydroxylase-like
Exons: 7
Coding region: 781-1884 (367 amino acids)
Biological process (GO): lipid biosynthetic process; fatty acid metabolic process
Cellular component (GO): endoplasmic reticulum; membrane
Molecular function (GO): iron ion binding; fatty acid 2-hydroxylase activity; heme binding
Source: RefSeq, a predicted model, not a curated record